AUGGCAGUGACCGUGUACUCAACGUCGGUCACCAGCGAUAACCUAAGUCGACAUGACAUGCCGGACUGGAUCAACGCGCAUCUUCAGUUGAAUCUGACAAAGAUCGAACAGCUGUGCUCAGGGGCUGCCUAUUGUCAGUUUAUGGACAUGCUGUUCCCUGGCUCCAUUGCUUUGAAGAAAGUGAAAUUCCAAGCAAAACUAGAACAUGAAUAUAUCCAGAACUUCAAAAUACUACAAGCAGGUUUUAAGAGGAUGGUUGUUGACAAAAUAAUUCCUGUGGACAAAUUAGUGAAAGGAAAGUUUCAGGACAAUUUUGAAUUCGUUCAGUUGUUCAAGAAAGUUUUUGAUGCAAACUAUGAUGGAAAAGACUAUGGUCCUGUAGCUGCCAGACAAGGCCAAGAAAUUGCAGUGUCUCCCUCCCUUGUUGCUCCAGCUCUGAACAAACCGAAGAAACCUCUCAGCACUAGCAGCGCAGCCCAUAGAGGCCCAUGGCAACACACAACUACUGCAACGUGCAAGGCUGGCCUGGGUGUGGUGCAAAAGAAUCCUGGCGUGGGCAAUGCGGAUGAUGAAGCAGCUGAAUUGAUGCAGCAGGUCAAUGUAUUGAAACUCACUGUCGAAGAUUGAGAGAGAGAUUUCUACUUUGGGAAGCUAAGGAACAUUGAAUUGAUUUGUCAAGAGAUCAAGGGGGAAAACAGCCCCGUAUUGCAGAGGAUUGUGGACAUUCUUUAUGCCACAGAUGAAGGCUUUGUGAUACCAGAUGAAGGGGGCCCACAGGGGGAAUAAGAGGGGUAU
Talpa occidentalis (Iberian mole) is the source of this 795-nucleotide messenger RNA. RefSeq names its product microtubule-associated protein RP/EB family member 1-like. Gene Ontology annotation, molecular function: microtubule plus-end binding. The record is from RefSeq and is a predicted model, not a curated record. Gene Ontology annotation, biological process: regulation of microtubule polymerization or depolymerization; protein localization to microtubule plus-end; spindle assembly. Gene Ontology annotation, cellular component: microtubule organizing center; microtubule plus-end; cytoplasmic microtubule. Lineage: Eukaryota; Metazoa; Chordata; Mammalia; Eulipotyphla; Talpidae.